AUGGCGGCGCUCAGGGCUCUGUGCAGCCUGCGGGGCGUCGCGGCCCAGGUGCUGCGGCCGGGGGCCGGAGCCCGACUGCCGAUUCAGCCCAGCAGAGGCGCUCGGCAGUGGCAGCCAGAUGUGGAAUGGGCAGAGCAGUAUGGAGGUGCUAUCAUGUACCCCACCAAGGAAACGGCCCACUGGAAACCUCCCCCUUGGAAUGAUGUGGACCCUCCAAAGGACACACUGGUGUCGAACCUGACCCUGAACUUUGGGCCCCAGCACCCAGCAGCCCAUGGAGUCCUGCGGCUAGUGAUGGAAUUGAGUGGGGAGAUGGUGCGCAAGUGCGACCCUCACAUCGGGCUGCUGCACCGAGGCACUGAGAAACUCAUUGAAUACAAGACCUAUCUGCAGGCCCUUCCAUACUUUGACCGGCUGGACUAUGUAUCCAUGAUGUGUAAUGAACAGGCCUAUUCACUGGCCGUGGAGAAGCUGCUCAACAUCCAGCCUCCUCCUCGUGCACAGUGGAUCCGAGUGCUCUUUGGAGAAAUCACUCGACUUUUGAACCACAUCAUGGCUGUGACCACACAUGCCCUGGACAUUGGGGCUAUGACCCCUUUCUUCUGGAUGUUUGAAGAAAGGGAGAAGAUGUUCGAGUUCUACGAGCGAGUGUCUGGAGCCCGGAUGCAUGCUGCUUACGUCCGGCCGGGAGGUGUGCACCAGGACCUACCCCUUGGGCUUAUGGAUGACAUUUAUGAGUUUUCUAAGAACUUUUCUCUUCGGAUUGACGAGCUGGAGGAGAUGCUGACCAACAAUAGGAUCUGGCGAAAUCGGACCGUCGACAUUGGGGUGGUAACAGCAGAAGACGCGCUGAACUAUGGUUUUAGUGGGGUGAUGCUCCGGGGCUCAGGCAUCCAGUGGGACCUGCGGAAGACCCAGCCCUAUGAUGUUUACGACCAGGUGGAGUUUGAUGUGCCUAUUGGCUCUCGAGGGGACUGCUAUGAUAGAUACCUGUGUCGGGUGGAGGAGAUGCGCCAGUCCAUCCGAAUCAUCUCACAGUGUCUGAACAAGAUGCCUCCUGGGGAGAUCAAGGUUGAUGAUGCCAAAGUGUCUCCACCGAAACGAGCAGAAAUGAAGACAUCUAUGGAGUCACUGAUUCAUCACUUUAAGUUGUACACUGAGGGCUACCAGGUUCCCCCAGGCGCCACAUACACAGCCAUCGAGGCUCCCAAGGGAGAGUUUGGCGUGUACCUGGUAUCUGACGGUAGCAGCCGCCCUUAUCGAUGCAAGAUCAAGGCUCCUGGUUUUGCUCACCUGGCUGGUCUGGACAAGAUGUCUAAGGGACACAUGUUGGCGGACGUCGUUGCGAUCAUAGGUACCCAAGAUAUUGUGUUUGGAGAAGUAGAUCGGUGA
This is a messenger RNA of Rangifer tarandus platyrhynchus (Svalbard reindeer), 1392 nucleotides long. Lineage: Eukaryota; Metazoa; Chordata; Mammalia; Artiodactyla; Cervidae. The record is from the annotation of a GenBank genome assembly.